This is a messenger RNA of Durusdinium trenchii, 717 nucleotides long. The record is from the annotation of a GenBank genome assembly. NCBI's taxonomy places the organism in Eukaryota, Dinophyceae, Suessiales, Symbiodiniaceae.
AUGCGGGGAUGGCCCACUUGGCCCACGUCGGUGCUCACUUUUCGACAGAUGCUCUCCGGCUUGCCAGAUCGAACCACCAUGGUUUUUCGCCGGGCCGAUGAGUGGCAGCAUGACACUGUCGAUCUAUUCACUGAUGGCACAAUUGACAUCCCUGCAUGCCAAGCAACCCGCAUCGCUUCUUGGGCACUAGUGGCUUCGGGGCAUCGUACCCAUCAGACCUUGGAGCCGGUGGCUUGGGGCUGGGUACCGGGUCCACGGCAGACAGUCGUUCGCGCCGAGAUUUGGGCCCUCAUCAGUGCGCUGCGCUUUGUCCAAAAUGGCACCCACCGCUUUCGGAUUUGGACGGACAACGAGGAAGCGGCCACCGCCAGGCGGGAGUACCAACUCCUACAAUCAGGGACUUCGAGUGUUUAUGCCCACUUUGUUCGUGUCGGCCUCAUGGCCCUACAGUGUAAGAAGCCUUUGCAGCAGUCUCAUGAUAAGCAGAUUAGAUGCCAGCAUGAGCACAUCGCCAUUGACACCCAUGCCUUCAGCCACUGGCUGAAAUGGAGUUCGCCGGACAAGCUGCGUUUUCGAGGGUUUGACAAGUUCAUUUCCUUUUGGACCAACCUGUCCGACUCGGCUGAGCCACCGCUGCUCUACGCUUGGCAUGAAUUGUUCAUAGCUUGGCAAUUGAAGACGGGAUCGAUUGGGGUCUCCCGCCUCAAGUCCGGCUAG